Messenger RNA from Manihot esculenta (cassava), 1980 nucleotides. Its product is annotated as beta-glucuronosyltransferase GlcAT14A. The record is from RefSeq and is a predicted model, not a curated record. Bases 192 to 1478 code for a protein of 428 amino acids. Gene Ontology annotation, molecular function: glucuronosyltransferase activity. NCBI's taxonomy places the organism in Eukaryota, Viridiplantae, Streptophyta, Magnoliopsida, Malpighiales, Euphorbiaceae. The transcript has 4 exons. Gene Ontology annotation, cellular component: membrane.
CCCUGCCCAACAAAAUCAAGUAUACAGGUCUUUCCUCAACUAAUUUACCCCUUCUGUCACGGCGACCUUCCGCUCUUCAUCCAAUUCAGUCACCAUCCUCCGUCCAUUUCACGGCUUCACGCUCCACCGUCUUCUACUCAGCUCAUUAAACCCCGGCAUAGCCACUUUUCUCUUCUCAAAAUCCUCCAAGAAUGAAGAGAUUGAAGAGUUACUAUAUGCACUUUCGCCACCAUCAAGCCAUGGAGCGUAAAUGGAUCUUUCCUCUAGCUAUUGGGUCUAUUGUCUCUCUCUUUCUUCUCUUUCUCACUACCCUUUCCUUCCCUGAUGGUACCCCAUUACUCCCUUUGUAUCGCUCUUUCUCUUCUUUUAGUUCUAGAUUCGUUGAGCCUAAGCUUCAGCCAAUUCCUGUGUCCAAUCUCCCUCCUCCUCCUCGCUUUGCUUACCUAAUCUCUGGCUCUGCCGGAGAUGGGAACAUGUUGAAGCGGACUUUGCAGGCGCUUUACCAUCCGAAUAACAGAUAUGUUGUGCACUUGGACCGGGAAUCUUCUUCUGAGGAGAGGUUGGAUCUGCAUAAUUAUGUCAGGGAUAAUCCGAUUUUCGUCAAGUUUGGUAAUGUCCAGAUGAUCACUAAAGCUAAUCUUGUAACGUAUAGAGGUCCUACUAUGGUCGCUAAUACUCUGCACGCGGCGGCGAUCUUGUUGAGAGAGGGUGGGGAUUGGGAUUGGUUCAUCAAUCUUAGUGCUUCUGAUUAUCCACUGGUCACACAGGACGAUCUAUUGCAUACAUUUUCUUAUCUGCCGAGGGAUCUUAAUUUCAUUGAUCAUACGAGCAACAUUGGUUGGAAAGAGUUUCAAAGAGCGAAGCCAAUAAUAGUAGAUCCGGGGUUGUACAUGACAAAGAAGGCUGAUGUUUUCUGGGUUACUCAGAGAAGGAGUGUACCGACAGCAUUCAAACUUUUUACAGGUUCGGCUUGGAUGGCACUUUCUCGGCCGUUCAUUGAUUACACAAUAUGGGGUUGGGACAAUUUGCCCCGAGUUGCACUCAUGUAUUAUGCAAACUUUAUCUCUUCGCCAGAAGGUUAUUUCCACACUGUCAUUUGCAAUGCACAGGAGUUUCGCAACACAACUGUGAAUAGUGACCUUCAUUUCAUAUCAUGGGACAAUCCUCCUAAGCAGCAUCCACACCACCUCAACCUUGCUGACAUGCAAAAGAUGAUAGACAGUAAUGCACCUUUUGCAAGGAAGUUCCGCCGAGAUGAUCCAGUGCUCGACAAAAUUGAUUCUGAGCUCUUAUCUCGGGGUCCAGACAUGUUUACUCCUGGUGGUUGGUGCACAGGAAGUAGGGAAAAUGGAACUGACCCAUGUUCUACUUUAGGUGAUGCAACAAUCCUUAGACCGGGCCCUGGAGCAAAACGGCUGGAGAAUUUGAUAAGCACUCUGUUAUCUAAAGAAAAUUUCCGAACAAGGCAAUGCAAGUAGCAUUACAUAUGGAAGAAGGUAUUUUACGUACCAUUGAAGUAGCUUAUAUUGGAAUGGAAAUUCUAUGAUCACCUAAUCUGCAUACCCUCUGGUAGGAGAAAAAGAGUGCUGAAACUAUACACAGUUAUCUGGCUACAUGUUGUGGAGCAGACAAGAUGAAUUUUUUGGAAGGAUGGAUAUCAAUUACAGAGUUGGCAUUACUUUUCUAAUGUAAAAUCUUGUGUAGAGUACUGAACUCAUCCUUAUGACUAGAUGGCCAAAAAAUAUUUUUAUCCUUUCCUUUUUUUUUUUUUUUUAACUGUAUUUUCAAGUCCAAUCCUUCCAUCAUUUAACCCUGAAUCAUGUGGGGGAGCAAAUGAUGGGGUGGAUGAACACUGGCAAGAUUAAUGUUAGAAAAAGAAGAAGAGGGGAAGUUCAAGAAAAUUUACUUUAUGUUGCCUGAUCAGGAACAAUCAGUGUGGUAUGAAUGGUUAAAUUUCAGUAUUGAUGCUUUUUUUGGCGA